Spea bombifrons (plains spadefoot toad) is the source of this 3161-nucleotide messenger RNA. RefSeq lists its product as uncharacterized. The coding region runs from base 633 to 3161 and encodes 842 amino acids. The transcript has 11 exons. The record is from RefSeq and is a predicted model, not a curated record. Lineage: Eukaryota; Metazoa; Chordata; Amphibia; Anura; Pelobatidae.
UAUCUGAGCCAGAAUGAAAGUGAAAGUAUCUCCGAUUCCGGGAAACAUCAGAUAUUUCCUCGUUUGGGUGCGUCUGUCAGUGAGUGUGUGACUGAGUCUGUGUGGGGUAAAGUGCGGCCAGGGUGGGGGGUAAAAGCAUAAAAAAGUGUCUUUCCUAAGAAGAAAGAAACUCCCCUUCCUGACGUCCCGAGUCAGAUAUAAACAGCAGGAACAAAAAGGCCACGACUGCCUGCGGGCAAAGACGAGAGAAGAAAGAGCCGGGGUAAUUAGACACAACCAGAGGGCAAAAGAAGAAGAACCGCAGAGAGAAACAACCCCCUAGAGGGGCAACAAGCUGAGGACAAUCAGCCAGCGUUACUUUUACAGAGGGCAUUAAAGGUCAUAGUUUCUGCAGCUCGUUGGAGCAGGACCGGUGGGAUUCCUCAUCUUGUAUCAGAGACCCCCCACUCCGCAUCACAAGACCAUCUGCCCGGGAGGGGGCAGAAUUAUUAUUAUUAUUUAUUAAUGUUUUAUAUAGCGCCAUCAAUUCCGUAGCGCUGUACAAUGGGAGGAGCCCUGCGCACAAGAGCUUACAAUCUAGAGUAAUCACUGAAUCCGGGAGAAGUGGAACUUUGUAACAAGACGGGGAGUAGAUGGAGGAAGAGAACUCAGACACUAAGCCGUCCGGCGACGACGAUUGUCCCAAAAUAUCGGAGGACUCUCGGGCCAAUAGGAAUGAAGCUACAAAUACAAACAUGGAUUCCAAGGACGCCGAUGAUCCAGCGGCUGCUAAAACAGAAUCCGAGGAAUUAAAAUCUGAAGCGACAGAAAUUCUGAACAUGCCGAAUAAUGAACGUGACGCCCCCCCGGUACCGGCAGCCCCCAGCGAGAAUCUGUCUCCAGAUAAGGAUUUACCAACUUCAGACCCCAACGCAGAUUUUUGUCACAGAAAUGAAAUAAAAGAACACGAAGAUCUGCUUGGAAAUGAGGACCCCCAAAUGCAGACAGAAUGUGGGACCCCUGAGGACGAUUCUGGGGAGGAAGUUCCCACAAACCCAGGCGUUGUGACCGGGGAAAACGACAUAAUUACAGAUGAAAUGAUGGAAAUCGAGCCGGAAAUGUCUCCUGCGUUAUCGGAACGUGGAUCCUCGGGGGACGCGACUAAGGGCGGCGAACCCCCAAACUCAGAGCCUGUCCAUGGUUACGACCCGUCUGCCUUAAGAGCUUCCAGUAAAAUGAGUGAAAAUCCGAGUAAUCCUGGUGGAAACGAACGUUCUCAGUUACCAGCAGCAGAAGAAGACAAGUCACCCGAGAACAGUUCUGGGAAAAGUCUUUUUAUUUGGGAAAGUCUUCCUGGGGCUGGCGAUGGCCAAACGCGUUCCGCUAAGGAAACACAAGGCCUUAUUAUGGGAAGCGAGGCUGGAAAUCCACCUACAGUCGCUCUCGGUGGGACCCCGCGGGAUGAUCUGAUGGAUACCGGGGAUGGUAACCCUCCUACAGCAGAUUCCACGGCUAGCACCGCCAGUGAUAACCCCAAAGCUGGAGUCACAGCUUCAUCCCAAGCUUCACGUGAGGAACCCGACGGGGCAGAUAAGAAAUCCAACAGGGGCAGCAAAGAGCAGGUGAGAAUACAUUUCACGGAGGAAAGCGUUCCCCAUCCCUCGCUGCUCAACUAUCUAUGCAAAAAGGCGUCACUCGGUGGAUUUAACAUCAGGCCGCUUCUGGACGCUGACGAUGAAUUGUCAGAAAUCAUUAUUUAUCAUUCCCCAAACUCCUGCCUCGAUCAGCCUGAAAUGAUGAGGCGCGUGGAUUCCGUUAGACGUGCGCACGGUUCUGCAGAACUGAAAGUGAUGGUCGGUGGUCUGAGAAGCGCAGAGGCUGAGAACGCGUUCAGACGUUACUGGGAUCAGCGACCGGUUUCCAGCUGUGAACUGGUGCUCUUCACCGAGGCCGAUCUCGAUGCUGUUACAGAACCUAAACCUCAGAACAGAAAUCUGGAUGCAUGGAAAAGGAUCCUGACCAGAGAAGGAACAAGAAGCCAGAAGGUCGGGAUCUUCUCCAGAUCUUCGGAGGAGGAUUACGCGUGGCUGCGGUCCCUGCUCCGGUCCGAGGAGUUCAGGAAUCACGUGCAGGAAGUCAGACCCUGUUACAUCUCUAAUAACGGGGGUCCGCAGUUCAGAGACGACGUCUCUCGAUGCACCUUCGCGAUCCUCUAUCACACCAAGAACCGGGGGAGGAUUAAUGUGACCGAUGUGACCAGCGCGCUGUACGACAAGGAACUAAAAUAUCUGCAUGAUAAGCUGGGGAAGGAGAACGUCAUUGUGGUGAUUGAUGACCUGGAUAUCUGUAGCUCAAAUGAGAAGAAACGAAUCCUGAUCAGCCAGCCGAGUAUCGAGAAAUUGGCCAAAGAUCUGCUUCUGUUCGGGAAGGAGGAUAAAUCAGACUAUAAGAAAUAUCUGGGAACGUUACGGGAUCAAGAAAAGAAGCUGAGGGAGAAGCUGAAGACGGUAACAGGAUGGAUAGAAGCAGAUGCAAAGAUUAAUGAUGGAAACCAUGAUGAGAAGAUCAUAUCGAAGCAGAACGCUGAAACGGACUCAGCCGAUGAAGCCUACGAGGAUCUAACAGAAGAUUUCCAAGUUACAAAUAAUAAUGGAGAUAUCAGGCACGAAGAACAUGUCCGAGAAACUGAACCUCCCCAAACGGGUACCUGCUGCCAUAUACUGAUCCUAUCCAAACACAUAGUCGGGAUCUUCUCCAGAUCUUCGGAGGAGGAUUACGCGUGGCUGCGGUCCCUGCUCCGGUUCGGGGAGUUCAGGGAUCGGGUUAAGGAAGUCAGACCCUGUUACAUCUCUAAUAACGGGGGUCCGCGGUUCAGAGAUGAGGUGUCUCGAUGCACCUUCGGGAUCCUCUAUCACACCAAGAACCGGGGGAGGAUUAAUGUGACCGAUGUGGAGGACUCGCUGUACGACAGAGAGCUGGAGUAUCUAUCUAAUACAUUUGGGAGGGGUAAAGUCGUUGUGGUUAUCGAUGACAUGGACGAUACCGGCAGGUCAGAGAAGUCCAGAAUCCUGGAGAACCAGCCGAAGAUUCGGAAACUGGCCCGAGAUUUGAUCCUCAUCAGCAAGGCGAGCAAGGAGUCAAGAAAAGCGAUCCCCGUAACCCCCCAACAAAUGUUCGGAUAA